Messenger RNA from Anarrhichthys ocellatus (wolf-eel), 1868 nucleotides. RefSeq names its product multiple C2 and transmembrane domain-containing protein 1-like. Gene Ontology annotation, cellular component: synaptic vesicle membrane. The coding region runs from base 914 to 1651 and encodes 245 amino acids. The transcript is spliced from 6 exons. Gene Ontology annotation, biological process: regulation of neurotransmitter secretion. Gene Ontology annotation, molecular function: calcium ion binding. The record is from RefSeq and is a predicted model, not a curated record. NCBI's taxonomy places the organism in Eukaryota, Metazoa, Chordata, Actinopteri, Perciformes, Anarhichadidae.
ACAAUAAUACGACAGCGUAUUGUAGGUUAAUAAAUAAAUGAAACCGUAGACUCGUUAGGAGGGUAAUAUUCAGAGAAAAUAACUCAAUCCUAUGAGAUCAAUGUGGUAAAUUUACAAGAAAAAAAACUUGAAUAUUCUCUCAGAUUAUUAAGUCAUAAAUUUAUGAGGCAAAACUCUUAAAAAUAGUGAAAAAUAACCACAAAGUAACAUCGGAAUAAACAUAGUAAGAGAAGAGAAGAUAUAAAAAGAUAUGUAGAAUACAUCUGUUAUUUUAAGAUAAGAGAAGCUGAACAGUGUUUGAAACAAAGAGGCUCGAAGGUGCAAAUGGUCACAGUAUGAAGUAUAACGAAUACGUGCAACUUGCAAAGAUAAUAACUCAAACUAUUGUGUGCUAUUGUAACGCAUUGAGUCUAAUGUAGAACAUUUUAUGGUUAGAGGAGAGCUGUAACUGUCCAACUCUACUCACAGUUUCUGUUCAGUUCGAUAUAUCCGGGAUCCUCGACGGUUUUUGCAAAUUGCUCCGCAGCACCGACACUAAACAGUCAGUCAUGUUUUAAAUGAAUGAUCAGGUCGAGUGUCAGUCUGUGCUGCCGCUCCAGUCGGAGAGGAAGAGAUAAACAGCAAUGAGAGAAGAGGAGUGAAGAUUUGUGGGGAAAUCAACACAAAAACAGAAGAAGACAGAAGACGGAGAGCUCCGAUAGAUCAAAGGCCACAAUAAUGAAUAUUCAGCACAUUCUUCACAGAGUCACAUCCCAGAUGCUUUAUUCAUGGCGCUUCACGCCUCCUCCCUCGCUUGUUGUAGCUCCUUGUCGUGAGCGAUAGCUCUAUAGUGCCUCCUAGUGGCUCAUAGAAGGUGUUUAAAAUCACUAGUCUUCUUCCACCCUGCAGGACUCAGUUGAAAUAAUGUAUUUUAAUGUAUAUUCAGACAAUGCUGCUCAGGAGGUCCUGGAAACGAUCCACUAAGCAGCAGCAGUCACUGCGUCUCUCAGAGCUUCAUCGGAAAUUGCAGCUCUGGCGAGGCAUCGUCAGCAUUGCGCUGAUCGAGGGCCGGGACCUGAUCCCCAUGGACUCCAACGGUCUGAGCGACCCGUACGUCAAGUUCAGGCUGGGACCCCAGAAGUACCGGAGCAAGACGGUGCCAAAGACCCUGAGCCCUCAGUGGAGGGAGCAGUUUGACCUCCAUAUGUAUGAGGAGACCGGGGGGGUGUUGGAGAUCACAGUGUGGGACAAAGACACCGGGAUGAGAGACGACUUCAUCGGAAGGUGCCAGUUGGACCUCUCCACUCUGUCUAAGGAGCGGACCCACCACCUGGAGCUGGCUCUGGAGGAGUCCCGGGGCCUCCUGGUGCUGCUGGUCACGCUGACCGCCUCGGCUCACGUCUCCAUCGCCGACCUGUCCGUCACGCCGCUGGACGACCCGCAGGAGCGCCGGGAGAUAUUCCAACGCUACAGCACGUUGAAGUCGUUCUCUAACCUCAAAGACGUCGGCAUCGUGCAGGUGAAGGUGAUGAGAGCUGAAGGACUCAUGGUGGCAGACGUAACGGGUAAAAGCGAUCCGUUCUGUGUGCUGGAGCUGAAUAAUGACCGACUACAGACUCACACGGUCUACAAGAACCUGAAUCCAGAGUGGAACAAAGUCUUCACCUUGUGAGUCCACGUUCCUCCGCCUCUCUCUCAGUCCUCAGAAAUACUCCGUGUUACGUUCAUUGUACUCUAAAUACUUCUGUGUGUACAUAUCUUAGUACCACUCAUUGGUUCUUAUGCACUUUAUUCAUCCUCAUGUCUUUGAAAUGACGUUCAAGUUGCUUUUAAUCAAAUAUGAUCCAAAUAAAUACUUGAUGGCGAUGCUUAGUAUUAACUAGGAUUUU